This is a messenger RNA of Triplophysa rosa, 1789 nucleotides long. RefSeq names its product K(lysine) acetyltransferase 8 (gene kat8). Bases 124 to 1611 code for a protein of 495 amino acids. The record is from RefSeq and is a predicted model, not a curated record. The transcript is spliced from 11 exons. NCBI's taxonomy places the organism in Eukaryota, Metazoa, Chordata, Actinopteri, Cypriniformes, Nemacheilidae. Gene Ontology annotation, biological process: regulation of DNA-templated transcription. Gene Ontology annotation, molecular function: histone acetyltransferase activity.
AUUCAGGAUGAGGGGGGGUUAUCCAUUGGCUAUUCGAGUGAAACAAAGACGCUGGUAGGCCAGAGACAACAGUGCACUGCGCAUGCUCGAUUAAGCGCGGUGCGCAAUGUUUUGAAAUCCACGAUGUCCAACAACAGUCGUCACUCAGACAUGAGCAGCUCGUACGUUACGUGCGGCUCGGAGGAACGAAUGGAUGUUGAAAUAGACGCUUGUCAUGCCGGAGGUAUCCGAGAACACAUGGAAUCGGCAACACGAGCGGCAUGUUCAUCAAACGGCAGCGGCGGGGAGGAGGAUGAAAUGGAGGCCGCGGAUCGUGAAAGAGAAGCCGCGGGCUCGAGUACGCCGCGCUCUGGGGAUGGAAUGGCGCAUGUCUGCGGCAGAGAGCAGGAGGUGUCGGUGGAAAUUGGGGAAACUUACCUCUGUCAGCGUGCGGACAAGACAUGGCAUUCAGCAGAGGUUAUUCAGUCCAGGCUGAACGAGCAGGAGGGAAGAGAGGAAUUUUAUGUCCACUAUGUUGGAUUCAAUAGGCGUUUGGAUGAGUGGGUUGGAAAGUCUCGUUUGGCACUGACAAAGACAGUAAAAGAUGCAGUAAGAAAGAGUGUUGAGGAGGGUGGUGGAGAGCUUGGUGACCAGCCAGAGAGGAAAAUCACCCGAAAUCAAAAGCGUAAACAUGAUGAAAUAAACCACGUUCAGAAGACUUAUGCAGAGAUGGACCCCACCACAGCAGCCCUGGAAAAAGAGCAUGAAGCGAUAACAAAAGUAAAAUAUGUGGACAAGAUCCAAAUUGGCAACUUUGAGAUUGAUGCAUGGUACUUCUCGCCCUUCCCUGAGGACUAUGGAAAACAGCCCAAGCUUUGGAUAUGUGAAUACUGCCUGAAGUAUACGAAGUAUGAGAAGACUUUCAGAUACCACUUGUCACAGUGUCAGUGGCGUCAGCCCCCAGGCAAAGAAAUAUACCGCAGAAACAAUAUCUCUGUAUAUGAGGUGGAUGGGAAGGACCAUAAGAUCUACUGUCAGAAUCUAUGUUUGCUGGCAAAACUCUUUCUGGAUCAUAAAACACUUUAUUUUGACGUGGAGCCAUUCAUCUUUUACAUCCUCACAGAAGUCAACAAACAGGGAGCACACAUUGUGGGUUACUUCUCCAAGGAGAAAGAAUCCCCAGAUGGAAACAACGUUGCUUGUAUUCUCACUCUGCCUCCAUACCAACGAAGAGGUUAUGGAAAAUUUCUAAUUGCGUUCAGUUACGAAUUAUCUAAGCUGGAGAGUUCAGUGGGUUCUCCAGAGAAGCCUCUAUCGGACUUGGGGAAGCUGAGUUAUAGGAGUUACUGGUCUUGGGUACUGUUGGAAAUUCUCCGGGACUUCAGAGGGACACUGUCCAUAAAGGACCUCAGUCAAAUGACCAGCAUCACACAGAGUGACAUCAUUAGCACACUACAGUCUCUGAACAUGGUCAAGUACUGGAAAGGUCAGCAUGUCAUCUGUGUCACACCCAAACUUGUAGACGAACAUCUCAAAAGUGCACAGUACAAGAAGCCACCAAUAACAGUGGACACACAUUGUUUGAAAUGGGCACCACCUAAACACAAGCAGGCAAAGCUCUCCAAAAAAUGAGGCAGAGUAUGCAUGACAAAACAAUGAAGAGAGUAAGACUUCUCCUUCACCCCAAAUGUUUGUCACAGUAUAUCCAAACGUCCUGUAGGAAUACUUUCUCAAAGAGUGGAAGAUGUAAAUUCUCACUGUACUGAAUAUGUUAUCUUUUUUAAAUAAAUGGAAAAAUAAUACCCAUGAC